Messenger RNA from Tarenaya hassleriana, 1190 nucleotides. Its product is annotated as peroxidase 5-like. The transcript has 4 exons. The record is from RefSeq and is a predicted model, not a curated record. Gene Ontology annotation, molecular function: heme binding; peroxidase activity. The coding region runs from base 65 to 1030 and encodes 321 amino acids. Gene Ontology annotation, biological process: hydrogen peroxide catabolic process; response to oxidative stress. Lineage: Eukaryota; Viridiplantae; Streptophyta; Magnoliopsida; Brassicales; Cleomaceae.
UUCAAAAAACAUUUUCAUACAUAUAUUUUUUUCUAUUCUUUUAUACUUAAGGCGUAGAGAAAAAAUGGUGAGAGUUGCGUUAGGGUUUGUUGUCUGGAUGGUGAUGAUGAUGGUUUCGCUUGGAGUUUAUAGAGCGCAGCUUUCUCCGACAUUCUACGACCAAACCUGUCCGAAUGCUCUCUCGACGAUCCGAUCUUCCAUCAGGACCGCCAUUGCUCGUGAGCGUAGGAUGGCUGCUUCUCUCAUCCGUCUCCAUUUCCACGACUGCUUUGUCAAUGGUUGCGAUGCGUCGAUUUUGCUGGAGGCAACUCCGAAAAUGGAAAGCGAAAGAGAAGCUGUGCCGAAUUCCAGAUCAGUCAGAGGAUAUGAAGUGAUCGAAAAGGCUAAAUCCCAAGUCGAUAAAAUCUGUCCAGGCGUCGUUUCUUGCGCUGAUAUCCUCACUGUCGCUGCUAGGGAUGCUUCUGAAUACGUGGGUGGUCCGAAAUGGACAGUGAAGCUCGGGAGGAGGGAUUCCACGAGAGCGUUCAAGGCUCUGGCUGAUGGAGGCGAGCUCCCUAGCUUUAAGGACAGUCUUGACCAACUCACCCGUCUCUUCUCUAGAAAGGGUCUCGACACAAGAGACUUCGUUGCUCUCUCUGGAGCUCACACGAUAGGAAAAGCUCAAUGUUUCUUGUUCAGGGAGAGGCUCUACGACAACUCGAGCGAUAUCGACAGAGGAUUUGCCGCAACUCGGAAGACAAGGUGCCCCGCUGCAGGGGGAGAUAGGAACAUGGAGGAUUUGGACAUGGUGACACCUGACUCUUUCGACAACAAUUACUACAGAAACUUGAUGCAGAAGAAAGGUCUUCUCGCGACAGAUCAGGUCCUGUUCGGCAGGGGAGCAGCCACUGACAGUGUUGUGUCGGAAUAUAGCAGAAACCCUUCUAAGUUCGCUUCUGAUUUCGCCGCCGCAAUGGUAAAGAUGGCAGACAUCGACCCUCUCACUGGCUCCGCCGGCCAAAUCCGACGGAUCUGCAGUGCCGUGAAUUAACUGAGUUCUCUUUGUCUGCUCCAAGAAUCAAGAGUUUCACAUGUUUAAUUAUGUGGUCCUUUUUCUUUUGUGUCUAAUUCCUUUUAUUCUGUGAUGUAAUUGCACCUAAUGAUCUGUCCUAAAUUUAUCUGUUUCUUAUACGAAAAAAAAAAAUAUAGUC